Messenger RNA from Mesocestoides corti, 1317 nucleotides. NCBI's taxonomy places the organism in Eukaryota, Metazoa, Platyhelminthes, Cestoda, Cyclophyllidea, Mesocestoididae. The record is from the annotation of a GenBank genome assembly.
AUGUCGAAAAUUGAUUCCAGCAAAAUUCAGUUGUUCACUUCACAUUCGAGAGCCGUGGCUACGAUUUCGCACCAGGCAUCCCGCGACCGAGUUACGCGUAUCAUCUCCCUUAGUGAUGUGGCGCCACAGCCAUCAUGGGGUACGUCAACCACUAACCCUGCCAGCAGCGAGCCCAACUCAGGGGAAUUCGAGGGAGAAAUCCUCAUCGUAGAUACUGUCGAACUGCACUCCUCUUCACCACCCACGCCAACUGCCACUAAACCUCCACUCUCCAGCUGCCCAUGGUUGUCACCCCCUCGUCCCGUUUUGCGGCGUCAGUCCACCUCCAACGUGAUGAUAACCUCACCGUCAGAAUCUCUUGCCUUCUGUUCAAUCUCUCCGCGGGCAGAACUUCUACCGAUUCCGUCUACUGCUGCUGUUUGUGGCAGCGACGCUAAUGGUAUCUCAAUAGCUCGAUCAUCCUCCCUUCGAACCUAUGCGGUCCCGAAUUCCAAUGGGACCGCCACUAUUACCAGCAGACAUUUCAGUAGCACGGCUGCUCCCUCAGUUGUGGGAAAAGUCAUGGCCACUUCGUCUCCGAUUCUUCCAUCUCACUCUUCUAUGCCUUGGUACUUUGGGGAAAUGGAUCGCGCGGAGGCCACUCAGCUCCUGACCGGAUGCGAGGAUGGCACCUUCCUCGUGCGUAUCUCGAAAAACGUCUCCCGAAUGGGCGAAUACUCCCUCUCUGUGGUGUAUCAUCAUCCGCGACACAUCCGAAUCCAACGAAGUGCUGACUCCUCCUUUUAUCUCUGCUCUCCUCAACGAUUCAAGUCGCUAGAGCAUAUGGCUUUGUUAAAGACGUCACCUGAACAAAUUGAAAAUUUCGCUGAUGUCAGUCUGAUCGCAAACGCACUGUGGCACAGGUUGUGUCGAUGUUUACAAAAUCGGCCAUCGUCCCACACACCAUUUGAUUACCUGUCUUUAUACCAUGGGACGACUUUCUCACACGACGGGGUUUCGAUUCAUUUUGCUCUUGUGGACUUCUACUGCCGAGUCUCGUUGAACGAGUGCUUCGAUGAAGUUCAAACUUGUCUCCGCUUCCCCUACCAACGGUGCCCUGAGGAGAGUGUCCUAUUUUACGCCCGGGCACAGCACGACUUUGGGGGAGACGCAAAUCCACGCAUGCUUUCCCUAACACGUGGAGAUUUGGUGCAUGUGAUCAGCACGCGGGGCAAUGAAAGGGGCUGGUGGAAGGGAUGGCUCAAUGGACGGGUGUGUUUUUUGCCUUUGUGGAGUUCCUUGGUACCUUUGAAGAUGGCAAACUCAGCCGUACCAUGA